AUGAAUUCCAAGCUGUUCAUCACCAUUCUUGCCCUACUUGUUCAAGUACCGCUGCCGUCACAACAAGAGGCGAAUGACUUUGUCGAAGUCUGCAGUGGAGAAGGACAACUCAGCCGUGCAUUGUGGUCGUGUAAAUUCCAGGGGAAAGCUUUUGAUGUGUUGUACUCCAAGAACCACAACUUCUUGAGGACGGUGGGAUUCAUGGCAGUGCUGUCAGCUGUACGCAACACGCGGAGAGGUGGUUUGCUGUUCUUUGCGCCACCAUGCAGUACUUGGGUGUUUUUGUCGUCCCCAUCGACAGGGCGCAGCUGGCUAACACCGGAAGGUUUCGGUACCAGGUGUGUGGUAUUGGCCAACAUCUUUGUAAUGAGAAUGUUGUAUAUUUUGUUCUAUGCCUGGCGACGGGGCGUCUAUGUAGCUAUUGAGCAGCCCAUCAGUUCAGUACUCUUCGAUUGGCCACCUGUGAAAAGACUGUUGUCGUUUAUUGGUGCGAGGAAAAUAACAUUUCCCAUGGGGAGUUAUGGAAGUCCAACAUUGAAAUAUACAACGAUUUGGUCCACUUUACCUGGGAUUUCGAGCCUUCGUCGCCCUCUGGAUGUGAAACAGUUGCGUCUGAGCCUAGCGAGGAACUCUGUGAAUCUUGUGAAGAAGACGGUGGACAAGAAGGGUCGCCGCAGAGUGGCGGGUAUCAAGCGUGAGCUGGCUCUAUCGGCCAACUACCCCAGGGAGUUCGGGCUGGCAUUGGCGGCCCUUUUGCCUCGUCCCGGGGUUCGGCCAACUGAUGAUGCUGUUGAUUUGACAUAUCCCAAUGGGUCAGACCACCUUGGGUCCUUGGAUGAUCUUACAAAGGGGCCAACAAAAGCUUGGUGGCGAAAGCAUACUCGGUCGGGGCUGAUGGGUGGUAAGCUGAUGAAAUCUUAA
Molecule: messenger RNA, 921 nt
Organism: Cladocopium goreaui
Lineage: Eukaryota; Dinophyceae; Suessiales; Symbiodiniaceae
Source: the annotation of a GenBank genome assembly